Messenger RNA from Rubroshorea leprosula, 797 nucleotides. The record is from the annotation of a GenBank genome assembly. Lineage: Eukaryota; Viridiplantae; Streptophyta; Magnoliopsida; Malvales; Dipterocarpaceae.
AUUUUAAAAGCAUGUUUCGAUUUGUUUUUGAAGUGGUGGCGGGACUAAACCCGUUUUACACAAGUAUGAGUGAUUUGAAGUGAAAUGUUUUAUGCUUUUCAUUAAAUUGAGCAUGCCUACUUGAAAUUUAAGUGACUGUCCUGAUGAUCUGAAAGUGAUUGUGAAUUGUGAUUUUCCUAUUAACUUCUGCCUGUUUUGUCUCCGAUGUGGUCAUGUUAUUAGUGACCCUGCUAGUGGGGGAGGUUAUAAACGCUAGCACAUGUCGGCACAUGUCGAUAUGUUAUUCGUGACCCUGCUAGUGGGGGAGGUUAUAAACGCUAGCACAUGUCGACAUGUUAUUGAUAGAACCGGUUCGUUGAGUGACCUUGCUUGUGGGGGUUAUACACCAGCAAACAGUGACCCUGCUUGUGGGGAUUAUACACCAGCAAAUAGUGACCCUGCUUGUGGGGAUUAUACACCAGCAAACAGUGCGCCUGCCAGUGGGUGUUAGAUGCUGGCCAUGACCUAUAAAAGAGACGUCUAUUUCGUUCCCGUAUUAUAUCCGUUUUUCGUGAUUGCACAUGUUGGCAUGCUAUAAGUUUAAUUAAGGGCAAUCCAUAUUUACUUACUAAGUUUAUCUCAUAGUUUUUCCUUGUCCACCAUUUCAAGAAAUGAAACCGAGGACGGAGAAUCCGCGGGAAGUGACGAGUUAGAUGGCUAGCCAUUUCGAGAUUGAUAUAGAUUCUAGAAAUCAUGAUCUUGUAAGCUAGAGUGUACUUGGAGAUUUUAUGAUAUCAAAGUAAAUUUUAAAGAUUUGA